This is a messenger RNA of Zerene cesonia (dogface butterfly), 1125 nucleotides long. Its product is annotated as multiple inositol polyphosphate phosphatase 1-like. The record is from RefSeq and is a predicted model, not a curated record. The coding region runs from base 1 to 1125 and encodes 374 amino acids. Gene Ontology annotation, molecular function: acid phosphatase activity; inositol phosphate phosphatase activity. The transcript is spliced from 6 exons. NCBI's taxonomy places the organism in Eukaryota, Metazoa, Arthropoda, Insecta, Lepidoptera, Pieridae.
AUGUGGAAGUUGCUCGUAGUUCUGCUAGUGUACAAGGCCAAUGCCAAAUGCUAUUGGAACAGUAAAUGUCCCUAUAGGCUGUUUGGUACUAAAACUCCGUAUGAAGCUGUGAGAGGGGAUGUGAGAGAUCUACCCCCGCUGGAACAAUGUGAACCAGUAAGCGUUUGGAUGAUGAUGAGACACGGCACCAGACACCCGGAGGUAGACGAGGUUGCGCAGAUGAAGGCGGUGGUGGCGCUGCGUACAGACAUACUGCAGGCCCACGAGGAGGGGCGGGGGGAAAUGUGCGCUCAGGACAUACAAAAUCUUCGCAAAUGGACCUGGAAUCGAAACUUAGAUGUCUCCCCAUCAGACCUUACGGUAGAAGGUAUGGAAGAGCUGCAGAGUAUCGGCAGCAGGUUCGGAGAGAAGUUCUCGAAUGUUCUAGAAAACAUGCAGCAGUAUAAGAUCAGGGCAUCAAUUGAAUUGAGAACUCAAAUGAGCGCUAAGGCAUUUGUCAAGGGAUUGCAGAGAAACAACCAGACUUUGUAUAUUUCAACUUCGUUUCCUAAUGAUUUGACGGCUAGACCCUACAGGUAUUGUAAAAAGAGAUUUUACGAUAUACUGAUUGGAGAUAAGAUACCGGAAGAAACUGCGAAAUAUCUACAGUCCCGCGACUUUUUAAAGGUACUAACAUCGGUACAAAAACGCACUGGUCUGACGGGUGCUCUGAGUGCAAAAACUAUUCUCCAAAUCUACGAUCUGUGCCGCUUCUACCGCAGCUACUCCGUCCGCCUCUCCGACGCCUGGUGUGCUCUCUUCAGCGAUAGUGACCUUAAGGCACUCGAAUAUGUGGAAGAUGUUCAGCAUUAUUAUAGAAACGGUCACGGCGAUCCCAUGAAUGCGAAACUCGGCGCAUCAAGUCUCAAAGACCUUUACCAGAAGUUCGUCCAGGGAAAGCAAGGCGUCAAUUCUUUUUCCGGUUAUUUUUCCCACGACACCAUGCUGGGAAUGCUGUACGCGGCUCUCGGCAUCUACGCAGACACCCCGGUCAUAUCGGGCUUCGAAAGAGUCAAGAAAAGGCAAUGGCGAACAAGCUUCUUAACGCCUUAUGCUGCUAACUUUGUUGCCAUUUUGAAUAAGUGA